Messenger RNA from Brettanomyces bruxellensis, 1791 nucleotides. RefSeq lists its product as uncharacterized. The record is from RefSeq and is a predicted model, not a curated record. NCBI's taxonomy places the organism in Eukaryota, Fungi, Ascomycota, Pichiomycetes, Pichiales, Pichiaceae. The transcript has a single exon. The coding region runs from base 1 to 1791 and encodes 596 amino acids.
AUGUCAAAGUCAUCACCAGAUAGCGGAUUUGCCUAUUACGAGGCAUAUUUACAAUCUAUGGAUGACGUAGAUAGUAAUAAAAAUACGAAGCCUCGAAAAAGUACAAGCGAGCAAAAAGUCAAUGAAGAAAGUGCUAAGCAAACAGUGAAAAGUGAAGGGGAAUCUGAUAGUACGCCCAAGCCAUCAUAUCCAGGACUUAAAGGUGCGCAAACCACAGACUCCUCAUUAAGUGAAAUAUCAGCUAGUGAUAUUGUUGGAGAAUAUGAUGAUUCUAUCGAGGAAACAGGGCCAUUAUCAAUAGGUGCUGGUGAAUCAAAGGAUUCAUCUCGAAUAGAAAACGAGCAGUUGGGUAUACCUAGUGGGAAGGUGAAGUCAGCCGACGAUUAUAUGAAUGAUAUAGAAACAAGUCUGGAAGGUUUGAAGAUGAAUGGAAAUAGCUUGGAAGCAUCUGGAUACAAUGAUGAUAUUAAUAGCAUUAGGGCUGGUGACUAUAAAGCAGUGGAUGAUGAGGAAAUGAAGCUUGGUGAAGGUGAAAGUGACGAAAAAGAGUCUAAUAACAAAAGUGCAAAUAGUGAUGCUCUGGACGCGAGUAUUGAUGACGAUAUUGACAAAGAUAUAGUGGAUGAUUAUGGAAAUGAGACUGACAACUAUGAUGCUGUUCAAAUGGAUAAUUCAGAGCAUAGGAACAUUGAUGACACUGCUGAGUCAAAGGUGAAUAAUAAUGUUAAGCCUGAUAGCAUAAUUGAUAACCAUAGUAAUUCAAGCGAGGACGCUUCGAGUGAAGCAGACGGAAGUAGCGGUAAAGAAAGCAACGGGGAAGAAGAUGGGGAUGCAUAUUCAUUUCUUCCAAAUGAUGAUGCCAGUAGUGUUCUUGAUCAUCACCUUUCGAAUACAUCCACGGGAUCUUUAUCAACUGGUGUGAUAUCUAGAUCUGUUACAGAAAAAGAUGAUGCGUUGUCUGAGGCGCCGCUUCCAGAUUCUUCGGACUUUAGAGCCAAAUUUAUCAGGAUGAACACGAUGGAUACUGUACACACUAAAGGAAAAGAUAAAACGGGGACGGUGAUGACUGCAAGCACAGUUAGUACUGCUAUUCCAGAAGAAAAAACUGCGAGUGAGCCGACACAAAUUCCAGAGCCUUUGGCGGUGAAUGUGGAUGCAAAUGGUGACGAUUCAGGUGGGAUUCAUAGUCUCACUGAAGGCACCAAGGAGAAUGAAAACACAAUUGAUUCAAGUAUGUUAGAGCCACUUCCUGAAGGCGAGGAGUACAAUAACGCCAAAAGAUCGUCAACUACGACUGAAGAUACCACGCGAAAUUCUGGUGUUACUUGGGAAUCCAUAGAUACAAAGGCAAGUAGUAAGUUGUCAUCAAAAUCGCUUACAUCAUCAUAUUCCAGCAUGAAAAGCCCGCCGCAGGACUAUAGCGACUGGAAAAUUCCAGAGUUGCCAUCAAUCAGCGUAAGAGCAAUUAUGGCUCUCCCGACAUCGGAGGAAAGGCUUGCUGCAUUCAAAAAAGGAAGAAAUGAUCUCCUGAACUUUGACUCCGGACUUGAAACAUUUCUCCGAGAAACUGUCAAGAUGGGAAAACGACCUGCCAUUAGUAAAGAUGGUCAAAUGGGACCAAAUGUGAAAUCUGCUUACAGCAAUUCUCAGCAUCUGCACCAUCGUUACACAUCUUCAUCAGUUGGAUCGGUUACAUCUGAGUUGGCAAGUGACCUUAUUAGGAGAUCUUCUGUUCUAAAGCAAAAGGGCAAAAACUUCUUCAAAAAGAUGCAUUUGAAGACGGCCAAAUAG